AAGCGCUCCCGGGCUGCGGGGAAAGGUAGCGGGGCCGGGCGAGCGAGCGGGCCAUGGAGGCGCUGGCGAUGCUGGCGGGGGGCGCGGCGCUCCUGCUGGGGCUCUACGCGCUGCUCUACUCCAACUUCGCGGCGGGCCCCCGGUGCCGGAACGCGGUCAGCCUGCGGGGCAAGACGGUUCUCAUCACAGGUGGAAAUGCAGGGAUCGGGAAGGCCACGGCAGUGGAUCUGGCCCGGAGAGGCGCACGUGUCAUUCUGGCAUGCCGCAACAAAGCAAGAGGAGAAUCGGCUGUAUGGGACAUCAGACGGGAAAGUGGGAACUCGGAGGUGAUCCUGAUGAUCCUGGAUCUGGCCAACCUCAACUCCGUGCGAGCUUUCGCAGAGAACUUCUUAAAAUCGGAGCCCCGUCUGGACAUCCUCAUCAACAAUGCCGGGGUCCUUCAGGAUGGUCAGACCAUUGAUGGCUUUGACCUGGAUUUCCAGAUCAACCAUCUGAGCCACUUCCUGCUGACCCAUCUGCUUCUGGACCGGCUGAAGCACUGCGCCCCCAGCCGGAUAUUAAUUGUGUCCUCGAGUUCACACAACCAUGGGAAGAUCGACUUUCGGACCAUCCAUAAGCCGGCUGAGGGGCCAUGGCAGGCCUAUAAAUCGUACAGCAACAGCAAACUAGCCAACGUUCUCCAUGCAAGAGAGUUGGCCAACCGGCUGGAAGGAACCAACGUCACCUGCUACGCGGUUCAUCCAGGAGCUGUUAGAACCGAAAUUGGUUACGCAAGUCGAUGGUGGUUAUUUAGGAUGGUUUGGUUCCUCUCGGUGUUCAAACGAGAUUGUGACACUGGUGCACAGACCCUCAUCUACUGCGCCACCGAGGAGGGCAUCGAGAGUCUGAGCGGGCAGUAUUUUGCGGACUGCCAGCCGGAAGUGCCCUCACCACAGGCCCGUGAUGACCACAUGGCCAGAAAGCUGUGGGAAUUCAGCGAGAGGCUGCUGGGACUGACCACUUAAGUCGGGAAGGGACAGAGACGGAGUUUGGGUUGUCAGCUAGUAAAGGCGGGGAGGAGAAUGGAAUGCACCUCCGGCAACUGCGUUAUCUCCGUGUUCACAAGGGAAGGUGUGAAGAGCCACCUAAAUAUCACUGCAGCCCAGAGACGGCCUGAUGUUAUUUUCUUUUUCCUACAACUAACUUAACACCUUGGGAUUGGCCUGUUUGAACUGACCAGAUGAACUAUGGGGUAGAGUUAUGCUUGGGAUACUUUUUACCUAUCGAUCUGGCGGGAAACCCUCAGAUCCUGUCUAUUAUGCCUGCUAUCAGCUUCUCCUAAUAAAAGCUCCUUUUGGAAGAAA
This is a messenger RNA of Crotalus tigris (Tiger rattlesnake), 1343 nucleotides long. RefSeq names its product dehydrogenase/reductase SDR family member 13-like. The record is from RefSeq and is a predicted model, not a curated record. The coding region runs from base 54 to 1004 and encodes 316 amino acids. NCBI's taxonomy places the organism in Eukaryota, Metazoa, Chordata, Lepidosauria, Squamata, Viperidae. The transcript is spliced from 6 exons.